Myripristis murdjan (pinecone soldierfish) is the source of this 5046-nucleotide messenger RNA. Its product is annotated as inactive phospholipase C-like protein 2. Bases 433 to 4071 code for a protein of 1212 amino acids. NCBI's taxonomy places the organism in Eukaryota, Metazoa, Chordata, Actinopteri, Holocentriformes, Holocentridae. The transcript has 6 exons. Gene Ontology annotation, molecular function: phosphatidylinositol-4,5-bisphosphate phospholipase C activity. Gene Ontology annotation, biological process: phosphatidylinositol-mediated signaling; phosphatidylinositol metabolic process; regulation of synaptic transmission, GABAergic. The record is from RefSeq and is a predicted model, not a curated record.
CGUCUGCUGGCAGCUCAGAAGUGUGCAGGACGCGAGGCGAUGCGCACAGCGGACAGUCUCCAGAAGCCGGCCCGGUGCUCCAAAAAACACAUUUCUGAAUCGAAGGAGACGAAAGUAAAAGCUAUGAGAAGAACCGAGAGCUCCAACCCCUAAUCAGACGCCAGCAUUUCCAGCGUUUUGCUGAUCACACCGGAGAUUACACUGAGGGGGCCACCGUCUGCUCAUUAUUUCACCAAGACGGCUCAAUCUGGCCACUCGAUCCCCGGCUUUUUGACGUUACGGUGCGCUCCGAUGAUGGACCGGCGGUGGUGAUCCGGUGAAGAAGGCGAGCCGCUCCGGACGUCUGCAGACUCUCCAACGACUCCCCCUCCCUGCUUUGAGACAAUGGGCUGUUUUCGUAUUGUGGCGGAGAGGGUUUUGCUGUAACGGAUCAUGGCAGGGGUGCACGCUUCUGAGGCUGUGUCGGGACAUUUUUUUGAUCCUGCCAUCGGCGCCCCACCGGCCCAGGGCGCGACCAACGCCGCGGGAAUAACCGGCGAUGCGGCUGCGCUGCCUCCGACCGGCAGCCGGGCGUACUUGGAGGUGUCGGCCGCCGCUCACGGCUAUGGAGCCGAGGGAGUUUACACCAACGGACGGUAUAAGGAGCACGGCAGUCCAAGGAUCGGAGGUGGCAGCCGUGAUAAUUCCGCCGAGAGAGGUCACGGAGGUGGAAACACACCGUGCGGCAUCAUGAAGGAUGGCUCCAAGCAGAGGCAGGUGAGGAAGAAGACGGUUUCCUUCAGCUCCAUGCCGAGUGACCGCAAGAUUAACAGCACGGCUGCCUGCAUGGCCUUCAUGAUGGAGGGCUGUGAGAUGAAGAAGGUGCGCUCCAACUCACGCAUGUACAACCGCUAUUUCUUACUGGACCCAGACAUGCACUGGCUGCGCUGGGAGCCGUCCAAAAAGGAUUCAGAGAAAGCCAAACUGGAAAUCAAGAGUAUCAAGGAGGUCCGUCUAGGGAAGAAGACCCCGGUGCUACGCAGCAAUGGCCUCUCAGACCAGUUCCCUGAUGAGUGUGCCUUCUCUAUCAUUUAUGGGGAUAACUAUGAAUCAUUAGAUUUGGUGGCCAGCACAGCAGAUGUAGUCAGCACCUGGGUGAUGGGCCUUAGGUAUCUGGUGUCCUAUGGCCGGCACACUGUGGACAUGGUGGAGCCCAGCCAGCCCAGCCUGCGAACGUCUUGGAUUGGUUCAGUGUUUGAGCUGGCGGAUAUGGAGAAGGAGGGACAUAUAGACCUGUUCAGAGCCACCCAAAUCAUCAAAGGGCUCAACCCUGGAAUGAAAGAGUCCAGGAUAGAGCUGAAGUUUAAGGAGCUCCAGAAGGCCAAAGACCAGUAUGGAGAGGACAUUAACAUGGACACAUUUGUGGAGGCAUACUGUGAACUCUGCACACGGCCAGAGAUAUUCUUCCUGUUGGUGCAGUUUUCCAGCAACAAGGAGUAUUUGGAUAAUAAAGAUCUAAUGCUGUUUGUAGAGGUGGAACAGGGUGUGGAGGGUGUGACAGAGGACAUGUGCAGGGAUAUUGUUCAGAAAUUUGAGCCAUCUGCUGAGGGAAGGGAGCGGGGCUACCUCUCCAUUGAUGGCUUCACACACUACCUCCUCUCGUCUGAGUGCCACAUCUUCGACCCGCAGCACAAACGUGUGUGCCAGGACAUGACCCAACCCCUGUCUCACUAUUACAUCAACUCGUCACACAACGCCUCCCUCCUGGAGGACCACUUCUGGGGCUCCUCAGACAUCAGCAGCUACAUUCGAGCCCUGAGGAUGGGCUGUCGCAGCCUUGAGGUCAUUGUGUGGGACGGCCCAGAUAAUGAACCAGUGGUGUAUGUAGGCAGCUCUGUAGCCUCACAGUUAGCUUUCUCUAAGGUCCUGGACAUUAUAAAUCAAUAUGCUUUUGAGAGCUCUGAGUAUCCCCUGAUUCUCUGCUUGGUGACCCACUGCUGCAUCCCUCAGCAGAGGGUCAUGGCCCAGCACAUGAAGAAGAUUCUUGGGGACAAGCUGUAUGUUGAGCCCCCUAACAAAGAGGAACACUACCUGCCUUCCCCAGAGAAACUUAAAGGUAAAAUCCUCCUGAAAGGUAAAAGGCUGCCCCCCAGCUGCACUGACGCUGAGGGCGAGGUGACUGAUGAGGAGGAGGGUCUGGAGAUGUCCCGGAGAGUGGGGGCUGAUGAGAAAGACCAGCUGAAUGGCUUGGGCUGUAAGAAACUCAGGCUGUGCAGGGAGCUGUCUGAUCUCGUGUCUCUCUGUAAGUCAGUUCAGUUCAAAGACUUUGAAAUCUCCAAGAGGGAACAGAAAUACUGGGAGAUCUGCUCCUUCAAUGAGGUGGACGCUAACAGGUUUGCCAAUGAGUUCCCAGAAGAUUUUGUCUGUUACAACAAGCGCUUUCUCUCCAGGGUAUAUCCCACACCCAUGCGCAUUGAUGCCAGUAACAUGAACCCCCAGGACUUCUGGAAGUGUGGCUGUCAGAUUGUAGCCAUGAACUACCAGACCCCUGGGCUGAUGAUGGACCUCAACCUUGGCUGGUUCAGGCAGAAUGGAAACUGUGGUUAUGUGCUGCGGCCAGCCAUCAUGAGGGAAGAGGUGUCCUACUUCAGUGCCAAUGCUCGUGACUCUCUGCCUGGUGUGUCUGCCCAGCUCCUUCACAUCAAAGUCAUCAGUGGCCAAAACCUGCCUAAACCCCGUGGCUCCGCUGCCAAAGGCGAUGUGGUGGAGCCCUACAUCUAUGUGGAAAUCCAUGGCAUCCCAGCUGACUGUGCCGAGCAGAGGACCAAGACUGUGUCCCAGAAUGGUGACAACCCCAUUUUUGACGAGAGUUUUGAAUUCCAGAUCAACUUACCUGAACUGGCAGCCCUGCGCUUUGUGGUGCUAGAUGAUGACUACAUCGGAGACGAAUUCAUCGGCCAGUACACCAUCCCGUUUGAGUGCCUGCAGCCGGGCUACAGACAUGUCCCUCUCCAGUCUCUGACCGGAGAGUUCCUGCCCAACACCACCCUGUUUGUUCAUGUAGCCAUUACCAACAGGCGGGGUGGGGGCAAGGCACAUAAGAGAGGCCUGUCUGUUAGGAAGGGCAGGAAGGCCCGGGAGUACACCUCCACCAAGACCACAGGGAUCAAGGUAGUGGACGAGCUCUUCAGAGCCUCCACCCAGCCCAUCAGGGAGGCCACAGAUCUCCGAGAGAAUGUGCAGAACGCCAUGGUGUCCUUCAAGGAGCUCUGUGGCCUCACCCCUGCCGCCAACAUGAAGCAGUGUAUACUCACCGUGUCGACGUGGCUGAUGAACAGCGAGCGGGCCCUGAGGGUGACGGUGGACCUGAGUGAGACCUACCCCACCAUGGAGGCUCAGGGUCCCGUGCCUGAGCUCCUGCGCAAAGUGCUCAACGCCUAUGAUAUGAUGAUCCAGACCAGCCGAACGCUGAUUGAGUCAGCUGAUGUCGUCUACUCCAAGCUCACGCAAGCACAACGGGCAGGGCUAGACUUCCAUGAGGACCUGCAUCGCAUUGGUGCCAAGGAGGGCUUGAAAGGCCGCAAACUCCAGAAGGCCAUGGAAAGCUACGCGUGGAACAUCACCGUGCUCAAGGGCCAGGCUGACCUGCUGAAGCAUGCUAAGAGUGAGGCACUGGACACUCUGCGUCAGAUCCACUGCGCUGCUCAGUCCUGUGGCCUCAGUAAGAAUGGAGCAGCUUCCCCACAGCUGCAGCACCAUCCUCACUACCAGCCACAGCAGACCCAGCUACAGCAACAGCCUCAGGCCAAGGCCCCUCCACAGUACCAGACCCAGCCCCAGCCCCAGCCCCAGCCCCAACCACAGACCCAGACCUUACCUCAGGCUUGCCUCCAUCCCCAUCCCCAUCUCUACCCCCAAGCUCAGGCUCAGGCCCAGCUACCAGCUCUCCCUCUGGUUCAAACUGUUACACAAUCACUGGCUUUUCCUCAGCCGCAGCCCCAGCUGCAGCUCCAGACCCAGCAGCAGAGGGCAACUGGCCCCCUGGACGCCAUCCCAGAGCAGGAGAGGGCCAGCGACAAUCAGUCCUGCUGACCCGCAGCCUGUGCCCACAGAGGAUCCUACCCAAAGAGAGACAGAGACAGAGAGAUAGGGAAGGCAAACGAGCAGCAGGAGGAGGCCAGUGUUGCCGAGAGGGCGAGGGAGAUUGAGGAAAUAAAGGAGAGGUUGAAAGAAAUGGCGAUGGUGAGGAGAACCCGCCGUGUCAGGAGUGAAACCCAAGUCUGAGAGCACAUGUUGAGGUGUGAGGAUAGUUAGAGGGCUGAAGACAGGAAGAGAAAGCCUGACCUCAUGCUUCAUUUGCUCUUUAAAAAAAAAAAAAAAAAAAAAAAAAGAAUGGAAAACAGGGCAGACCAUGUUUAUUUUUCCACCAUCCUGGAAAUGGAAUUAGCUUCCAUCUGAGCUGCUAUGUUUAGGUCCGCUCUCUCUUCUCAAGCAUUCGGUUCUCUACUGAUGUCAAAGGAAAGCCGGUUGACAGCCGUUGACUAAGUUGUGGUCUGUGUUUCUGCCAGGGGGUGUGUUCAGUAGCUGGACCAGUCAGUCGGGUAUCCCUGUCUCUCUCUGGGCAGUGCUAGUUACGCGCCCAUCCACUAUGUACUCUAGCUCUGUGGGUACAGGCUUUACCUCACAUUGGCAUUUCAUACCGCAGAUACUUGCCUUUUGAUUCCCCAAGACAUCUCGGCAUGUCUUUGAGCUUUUAUUUUCUUCAUGUGUGCGCUCCUCUUCUUCCAUAUUCCACGUUAGACGUCAUAAAUGCUACGUGCAAACCCUCACCCUCACCCCCCCCUCUCCCUAGAGGACGUCAUUUUCAUUCACAGAGUCGAGCGGCUCACUUAGGCUGAGCUCCAUAGGAAUUAUAGAUCACCACAAAGCAGGGAGCCGAGGAGCAUAAAACAGAGAAACAAACUGCAGCUCUGAGCGCUCUCAGUCACACUGAUGCUCCCGCUCCCCCCCCCCGCCCCCCUGCUCGCGUCAGCCUCCGUCGGGCCUCGCACGUCUGCACAGUGUCAU